UGGAGCACUAAAGAAAAAACCCGUAGCCCUGUGGUAGAAAGAGCUGAUGGCAAGUGGACAGCCCGUAUCUACAAAGGCAGCUGCGAAGGGGAAAGGCAAAAGUUUCAACGGUUAUGGCGAGGAUCCAAAGAAUGAGAUGAAAGAUAGGCCACCAGAUGAAAUCUUGGCGGCUCAGCUUUGUGAGGCCAUUAAUGGAGGAGCCACGACAAAGGCAGAAGCACUUUUCAGUCGGCUGGAUGUAGAACUACGGAAGGAGGACUCCCUCCGCCUACAAAGUCGGACCACACAGGAGGAAGCUGCUGCAGUGGCCGCGCUUCCAGACUGCGGCUCCGACAGUUCCGAUGAUGAAAGGAGGUCAGCAGGACGUUCCGCCCAGCUUGGCAAAUAGACCAGUUGGGCACAGCUGAGCCUUCCAGCUCUGUACAGUUUACCAGCUGGAUUCAGUGGAGGUCUUGCAAUGAAAAGGACAGAUGUGGGUGGAUUUUCAGCAGAAAUAUGGGAUGGCUGCAGAUAGUGGAGCUUUGGUCUUUGGUGAAGGUAGCUGAAGCCUUGCAAGAGCCAGGCCCCUUUGGUGAUUUGGAGAAGGAGCUUCGUUUUGUGACACCUACGAAUUUCAUGGGAACCCCCCUUGAUUAAAAAAAACAUUACGAACCACAUGGCUG
Messenger RNA from Cladocopium goreaui, 662 nucleotides. NCBI's taxonomy places the organism in Eukaryota, Dinophyceae, Suessiales, Symbiodiniaceae. The record is from the annotation of a GenBank genome assembly.